CUUGGAGAGUAUUAGAGUUGGGAGGUUCUGAGCUGGAUGCUGUUGAGAGAGGCUGUGGUCAGUGUGAGAUUGAUCAGUGUGAUGGGAGUGUGGGAUAUGGAGGAAGCCCAGAUGAAAGUGGAGAAACAACUCUGGAUGCAAUGAUUAUGAAUGGCAACACUAUGGAAGUUGGGGCAGUUGCGGAUCUCAGACGUGUAAAAAAUGCAAUUGGUGUAGCACGAAAGGUCAUUGAAUACACGAAGCAUACCUUACUAGUGGGAGAGUCAGCCUCCCUGUUUGCUGUAAGAAUGGGAUUUCCAUAUGAAGAUUUAACUACCCAGAAUUCACUUGCACUGUAUUCAGAAUGGCUUAAUCAAAGAUGUCAGCCAAACUACUGGAAGAAUGUGGUACCAGACUCCUCAAAAUCCUGUGGACCAUAUAAACAGCCAGAAAAAGUAACUUCUAAGGAAGAACAGAUCACUUCACAAAGAAGUCUUCGUAAUCAUGAUACUAUUGGUAUGGUUGUAAUUGGUGUGAAUGGAACCGUUGCCUCUGGGACAUCUACUAAUGGUGCAGUCCACAAAAUUCCAGGCCGUGUUGGGGAUUCUCCAAUAGCUGGAGCAGGAUCCUAUGCUGACAGUACAGCCGGAGGAGCUGCAGCCACUGGGGAUGGUGACAUCAUGAUGCGCUUCUUACCCAGUUACCAAGCUGUGGAAUACAUGAGAAUGGGAACAGACCCAACAGUAGCCUGUCAGAAAGUUAUUUCCAGAAUCCAGAAGUAUGCUCCAAAGUUCUUUGGUGCUGUCAUAUGUGCCAAUACAACUGGAAGUUAUGGUGCUGCAUGUAAUAAAAUUCCAGGAUUCACUCAGUUUCACUUCAUGGUUUCUAGCCCUUUGCUAAGUCAACCAACUGAGCAAGUAGUAGAUUGCAUGUAAUUUCUUUUGUCUUAUUAGCAUCU
This is a messenger RNA of Acanthisitta chloris (rifleman), 937 nucleotides long. It is a transcript of the gene AGA, whose product is annotated as aspartylglucosaminidase. Lineage: Eukaryota; Metazoa; Chordata; Aves; Passeriformes; Acanthisittidae. The record is from RefSeq and is a predicted model, not a curated record. Gene Ontology annotation, cellular component: lysosome. The annotation marks the transcript as partial. The transcript has 8 exons. Gene Ontology annotation, molecular function: N4-(beta-N-acetylglucosaminyl)-L-asparaginase activity. Gene Ontology annotation, biological process: protein deglycosylation.